Molecule: messenger RNA, 442 nt
Organism: Eucalyptus grandis
Lineage: Eukaryota; Viridiplantae; Streptophyta; Magnoliopsida; Myrtales; Myrtaceae
Product: acetyltransferase At1g77540-like
Exons: 2
Coding region: 25-303 (92 amino acids)
Source: RefSeq, a predicted model, not a curated record
AGAGAGAGAGAGAGAGAGAGAGAGAUGGCGGCGACCACCACCACCGGAGGCGGAACCUCCGGCGAGGGCCCGAAGAUGGUGUGGAACCAGCCCCAGCAGAGGUUCGAGACGGAGGAAAAGAAGGCCUACCUCCGGUACGCGCUCCGCGACGGGGGCAGGGUGAUGGACAUCGUCCACACCUUCGUCCCGCCCUCGAAGCGGGGGCCUGGGCUUGGCCUCCCACCUCUGCGUCUCCGCAUUCCGACACACCAAGACCAACUCCAUGUCCGUCGUCCCUACCUGCUCUUACGUCUCGUGAUUUGAAGGAAUGAAGCAAUCCAACUUUGUAGUUCAAUUCCUGUUUUUGUUGUCUAGCAUCACUCGUUCUUCCUGUAACCCACAGAAUUGCUCGUGUCCGUGCUGUUUCUUUCCCUAAUCCCCUUUCUCUACUUAUAAUCAGUAG